Molecule: messenger RNA, 759 nt
Organism: Salvia hispanica
Lineage: Eukaryota; Viridiplantae; Streptophyta; Magnoliopsida; Lamiales; Lamiaceae
Product: E3 ubiquitin-protein ligase BOI-like
Biological process (GO): regulation of programmed cell death
Molecular function (GO): ubiquitin-protein transferase activity
Source: RefSeq, a predicted model, not a curated record
CCUCUCGCUAUAUCUAACUCUCUCAAUUUUAAAUUAUCAGUUUUAAUGGCGGUUGAAGCAACGCAUCCCAAUUUGUUUCCUCCGCAAUUUCUUCAACACAGAGAAAAUUUUAUGAAUCCUCCCCACGAAGGGCAUGCGUACAGCCACAAGUUUGAGGCGGUGAAUCAGCACUUUGUUUCCGAAUCUAAGACCCAUUUUCCGGCUACCAGAAAGCGAUAUAGAGAUGAAUUAUUCGGUGAAAACAUGUUGCCACAAUUCCGGCGUGAGAUCGACUCCUUAAUUCAUCAACAUACGAUGAAAAUCCGAUUGGAAUUGAAGCAGCAGGCGAAGAUGGCGGCGGCGAGGAUGGGAGAGUCGAUGGCGAAGACGCUGCGGGAGAAAGACGAUGAGAUCGAGAAAAUGGCGAGAUUGAAUCAGAUGCUGGAGGAAAAGGCGAAAGGCCUCUACCUUGAGAGCCAGCUGUGGCAGGAGAUGGCGCGGGCCAACGAGGCGGCCGCGAAUUCCCUCCGACACGCGCUAGCUCAAUUUGGAGGCGCAGCAACGGCGGCGGUGGAGGAGGAUGUGGAGUCGUGCGGCAGCUGCUGCGAUGAGACGACGGAGAGGAGGAUGUGCCGGAUUUGCGGGGAGAGGCAGUGCUGCGUGGUGGUGCUGCCGUGCCGCCACCUCUGCUUCUGCAGCGGUUGCGGAAGCGGGCUCCACCAAGCCUGCCCCGUUUGUAAUGCUAGCAUGACCGCCACGCUGCACGUAAACAUGUCCUGA